Molecule: messenger RNA, 1728 nt
Organism: Penicillium longicatenatum
Lineage: Eukaryota; Fungi; Ascomycota; Eurotiomycetes; Eurotiales; Aspergillaceae
Exons: 9
Coding region: 1-1728 (575 amino acids)
Biological process (GO): carbohydrate transport; transmembrane transport
Cellular component (GO): membrane
Molecular function (GO): carbohydrate:proton symporter activity
Source: RefSeq, a predicted model, not a curated record
AUGGAGGGUGCUGUGGGCCCAGUGGGAGCCAUCAAGGCUGUACCGCCCACGACUAACCUGUCAGAGAAGCGUGCUGCCAUUGCCGGGCCUUCGGGGUUCAAGGGUCUAAUAGGCAACAAGAAGACCUUUUCCAUCGGUUUAUUUGCUUCUCUUGGGGGCCUCGUUUAUGGAUACAAUCAGGGAAUGUUUGCCCAGGUACUGACCAUGACAUCUUUUAUCAACAAGACCCAAGGAUACGCUGCCACAACCGGUACCGGACAAGGUCUCUUGACAUCGGUCCUAGAACUGGGUGCCUGGGUCGGUACCCUAUUCAACGGUUACCUUGCAGAUGCGGCUGGUCGUCGAGCCACAGUGUGCAUUGCUGUCGCAGUUUUCUGCGUAGGUGUAAUCGUACAAGCUUGCGUUGAGAACAAGAACUACAUUUUUGGCGGCCGUUUCGUAACCGGACUGGGCAUUGGUAGCUUGAGUAUGGUGGUACCACUCUACAACGCUGAGCUGGCACCGCCCGAGAUCCGUGGCUCACUGGUCGCCAUCCAACAAUUGUCCAUCACAUUCGGAAUCAUGGUUAGCUUCUGGCUCGGUUACGGUACCAACUUCAUCGGUGGCACUGGCGAGGGGCAAUCUAAUGCUGCCUACCUGAUUCCCAUCUGCAUCCAAAUUCUACCCGCUUUGAUCUUGGCAGCUGGAAUGCUCCUUUUCAUGCCCCAGUCUCCGCGUCACUUGAUGAAUAAAGGUCGUGAAGAUGAGUGUCUGACUACCUUGGCUCGUCUCCGCGGUUGUUCACAGGAUGAUCUCACGGUCCGUGUGGAGUUCUUGGAGAUCAAGGCUCUUCACAUGUUUGAAAAGGAGACAUCGGCUCGGAAGUAUCCUCAGUGGCAGGACGGGUCCACUAAGAGCAACUUCAUGAUUGCGCUUAAUGAUUAUAAGUCCUUGAUCACCAACGAAUCUCUCUUCAAGAGACUAUCUGUUGCUUGCUUGGUCAUGACCUUUCAACAAUGGAAUGGUAUCAAUGCGAUCAACUAUUAUGCACCUUUCAUUUUCGAAGAUAUGGGGUUCACUGGCAACUCUGAAGAUCUCCUUGCGACUGGAGUCGUCGGCGUCGUUGAAUUCCUCGCCACAAUCCCUGCAGUGUUAUUGGUCGACAAGGUUGGUCGUAAAAAGAUUCUUAUCACGGGCGCCAUUGGAAUGGCUGUCUGCCAUUUUAUCGUUGCAGGUAUUAUCGCAACUUAUACCGGGAGAUGGGACGAGAACCGUGCCGCUGGUUGGGCGGCUGUGGUCUUUGUGUGGAUCUAUGUCAUCAACUUCGCCUACUCAUGGGGGCCCUGUGCAUGGAUUGUCGUGUCUGAAGUCUUCCCUCUGAGCAUGCGUGCGAAGGGUGUAUCCGUUGGUGGUAGUUCCAACUGGCUUAACAACUUUGCAGUCGCUAUUUCGACCUCCAAAUUCAUUUCCAAGACUUCCUACGGAGCCUUUAUCUUCUUUGGGUUGGUGACUACUAUUGGUGCUCUGUAUGUGUGGUUCCUUGUUCCCGAGACCCGUGGUCGCACGUUGGAAGAGAUGGACGAGGUCUUCGGAGCGACAAGCUUUGCCGCAGAGGAUGAGAGUUUGAGGCAGCGCAUUGAGCAGGAGAUUGGACUCUUUACUCUUCUUGGCGAGGAAGAGCCCGUCAAGUCUGAGAUGGUGAAGUCUGAGUAUGAACACACCGAGCCUGUCUCGGAGCCCAUCUCUUGA